This is a messenger RNA of Penicillium vulpinum, 1182 nucleotides long. Its product is annotated as ribonuclease H family protein. Lineage: Eukaryota; Fungi; Ascomycota; Eurotiomycetes; Eurotiales; Aspergillaceae. Bases 1 to 1182 code for a protein of 393 amino acids. The transcript has 2 exons. Gene Ontology annotation, molecular function: RNA-DNA hybrid ribonuclease activity; nucleic acid binding. The record is from RefSeq and is a predicted model, not a curated record.
AUGGGAGAAAAAUGGGAAGAAAAACAAGUAUUCGUGCUUGCUCCAUGGGAGGCACCGAUCCCAUGUUACAUUGAGAACCAAGAAGCCGCAAUAAAAACCCAAAACAGCAUUUAUGAUAGUGCGGCGUGCACAGAUGAGGCCAGCAUGAUCUCCACAGAUGGAAGCGGACUCGCAGGACACAUUGGCGCAUCAAUGGUCAAUCUCUUGCAAGGUGUAAGCUCACAAAGAAGGUAUCUUGGGACAGACUCCCAGUCCACGGUGUACGCUGCCGAGCUCAGUGGUAUUGAGAUGGCACUCGCCAAAAUCAGGAAUGAUAAAGAAUAUCAAACGGCUCGAGAAGUGACCAUUUUCUCAGACAGCCAGGCUGCCAUCCAGGCAGUCCAAAACCCACAACGACCAUCUGGCCAGUACAUACUCGGGUUAGCAUACGAUCAUGUACGAACCAUCCGGUCGCAAAAUGAAACCCGACAAAAUCCAACAACUGUCACCAUCAGGUGGAUCCUCGCACACGUUGGUGUGGACGGUAAUGAAUAUGCCGACUGCGAAGCGCAAGGUGCAGCGCUUCUUGGCGCGGGGAUAGGAGCUGCGACCGGGAGCGGGACGAGAGAACCGAUUAUCCGCCUCGCCGCAGCUGCUAAGACAGCGGAGCGUGAGACAACCUCCGCGCCGACGAAACGCCUGGUGCAGGCGCCGAAUAAGAAGACACUCCGACUAUACGAGGGACUGACGAAGCCGCAGUGUGCGAUCCUGAUUCAGAUACGCACAAUACGGAUCGGGCUGCGUCACUUCUUGUUCAAGAUCAAGGCGGCAGAGUCCGACCGGUGUUUAUGUGACGAGGGCUCGCAGACACCAAAACAAAUUCUGAUGCAGUGCCCGCGGUAUACCAUGCCGCGCACGAAAUUAUGGGACCAGUUGUAUGAUCUCGGUAUCGAGAUAGAUUACGACAAGAUCAUUUCGAACCCGCAGGCCACCCGCUACGUGGUCAAAUUCAUACACCAAACAAGUCUCCUCCGGCAGUUCCAACAUAUUGGGAUCGAGGACGACGAUGACGAACCGGUAGGCCUUGCGGCAAUAGAUCUAGGUGUGGAAGACGAUGGGUAUCAGCCAAUGACGAAAACGAAGCUGGGAAACGAGAAGCUCAGCCAGAGUCGACAAGCAUGCCAGGCAACUGGCCAUGAAUAA